Pediculus humanus corporis (human body louse) is the source of this 1134-nucleotide messenger RNA. Its product is annotated as Rhodopsin, GQ-coupled, putative. NCBI's taxonomy places the organism in Eukaryota, Metazoa, Arthropoda, Insecta, Psocodea, Pediculidae. Gene Ontology annotation, cellular component: plasma membrane. The record is from RefSeq and is a predicted model, not a curated record. The transcript is spliced from 5 exons. Bases 1 to 1134 code for a protein of 377 amino acids. Gene Ontology annotation, biological process: inflammatory response; adenylate cyclase-activating G protein-coupled receptor signaling pathway; positive regulation of cytosolic calcium ion concentration. Gene Ontology annotation, molecular function: G protein-coupled receptor activity.
AUGGCGGAAGUUGGAGACAUAAUUGAAAAUGUAACGACCGUAUUAACAUCUCGUUCACACGAUAAUAAUAAUAAUAAUAUCGGACACGUUUUCAAUAGGAGUCCACCCUAUAGACAUUUAAGCGUUACUGGACAAGUUAUUGUGACAACGUCAUACGCCAUUGGUGUUAUUGGAAAUUUAACGGCUCUUUACAUAAUACACAAAGAAAAAAAAUUAAAAUAUAAAAAUAAAAAACAUUCACUCAUGUUAAAGUGUUUGAUAGGUAACGAUCUAGUCGCAUUAUUGGGAAUGCUCGUACAAAUGUACGUACAAUUAUAUUUUCCAAUUGAAAUCUCAGGAAGUCAUUUAAGUUGCGUUUUCCGGGUUAUUUGGCGAUGGUUCGGACUAAGUUCCGGUUGCGUUGCCAUAGUUAUGGCAAUAGAACGUUGGCUGGCAUUAACUCAUCCAUUUUUUUAUCAAAAGAAUGUCACUUACAAUGGAAUUCUUAAAUCAAUAUUAAUCCUUUGGUCAAGUGCUUUCAUGUUGGUAUCGAUGCCAUUUUUAGGAUUUGGUCUUUAUUUCGAUAGAAAAUCUAAAUGUUGCAUAAGAUACAGAUUGGCAACAAAUCCGAUCGAUGUUGCUUACGCUUAUGUUUUUUUCGCAUACGGGUUGCUUUUAUGCUUUGGUAUUUCAUGCGCUAAUCUAUCAGUAACAAGAUAUUUAUGUAAUUCAUCGAGGAGUCACAAAGAAGUAUCAGGUCACAGGUUUAGCAGAACAUUAAAACGUCAGCAAUCAUCAUCAUUAAGAGUUCAAAGCGUGAGUUCAUCGACACCUGGAGAAAUUGCUUUUGCAAGAUUAAUGGUUGCUUUAAGUUUUUCAUUUCUUAUCUGUUGGAUGCCUCAACUGCUGAGCAUUCCUUUGGCGCAAUUUGCACCGAAUAAUUUAAAAAGUAUUAUUUUCUUCAGGGCUGCCGAUAUUCUCAUGGCCAUACAUUUCAUGCUCGAUCCAUACAUAUACGUAUUACUUCAUCAUCAUUUUCCAUGCCUCAAAAUAACAUUCGAAGUCAUACCUAGACAUUGUUGUUGUUGUUCGAAUCUCAUUCGUGAUAAAACAUACGAAGAACAUUCUGAUAGAUUUAUUACAUCCUCUCGUUAA